Molecule: messenger RNA, 1110 nt
Organism: Fusarium vanettenii 77-13-4
Lineage: Eukaryota; Fungi; Ascomycota; Sordariomycetes; Hypocreales; Nectriaceae
Exons: 2
Coding region: 1-1110 (369 amino acids)
Source: RefSeq, a predicted model, not a curated record
AUGCUUCGGUCGCGCUUCCCUACCGCACAUCACUUUACAGUCUCUCUGUUUGGCUGUCAAUACCAGGCAGAAUCACCCAGUACAGCCAAACUAGACCUCAUCAACAAGUUCGAAGACCUCAUCAAGGUUGCAGCUCUCCACGUUGAGGAAUUCGAACAAAAUGAUCUCCCCUCCAAAAUCUGGAUGAGCUACUGGCGCUCCCCACAGUCGUUCAAGUCGUGGUGGACCAGUGAUGAUACGUUGUCAUUUUGGAAUUCUCUUCCUGACGACGCCGGUUUCUGGAGAGAAACAUUCAGUUUGCCUGCAACCAGAGCCAUGUAUGAGUCUAAUGCUGAACAACCAUCCGGCUUUGGGCAUUGCGGGGAAUCUAUCCCUCUCACCGACAAGACGGGGUACUGGGGAGCAUAUCGAUCACGUAUGACGCCUGACUCUCCCGAUGACAAAUUCGCGUCUUCUCUCUCUACUCCACCAGAGCCGAGGCCAUUUACGACCAAGAUCCGAUACGGAAGGACGAGAAUGACCAAGUUCCCCGACAAUAUCUGCGUGGUAGUCGAAGGUCAAGACUACAGUCUCAUGCCAGAUAAAGAACGCGAAUACUGGGACGAGAACUUUGCUGGCCUCACCAAGCAAUGGGUCACAAAUGUUGUCACAGCAGGCGCCAAGCAAGGCAUGGUAUCUGCAAGAGCAUGUCACGGAUUCUCGAGUGGCAAGGUGCUUGGGGCAACGAGCCACAGAGUCGGCCAACCCACAAAUGAUUCUGCCUUGUUCCCAGGCCUUCAUUAUAUACGCCAGGCCCAGAUACUCUUUUGGCUUGACCUUUCCAAGAUGGAACAUCUGGGGCGUUGGGACAAAGUCCAUGUGAAGCUGAGGAGAAAUUUCAUGACUGCAUAUGGCCCUGGGGGUGCCUGUGAGGGCGGUGAUCUGUUGCUCUGGGUGGACCUUGGGAUAUUGAAGGGUAAUGAAAUCGAUGCCGAGUAUGUCGGGUGUUAUGAUGGAACUGGCUUUUUGGCGUACGAUGAGCACCCAGAGUUUGCGAGCGACUCGAAGAUUGGUACAGAGUUGACGUCAUUUUUUGAUAAACCAAUCGAGUCGAAACCGAUUGAUUGGUAG